This is a messenger RNA of Pyrenophora tritici-repentis Pt-1C-BFP, 1158 nucleotides long. RefSeq lists its product as uncharacterized. The record is from RefSeq and is a predicted model, not a curated record. Lineage: Eukaryota; Fungi; Ascomycota; Dothideomycetes; Pleosporales; Pleosporaceae.
AUGUCUGGUCAACAAUCGAGCAGCAAAUAUAUACUCUUUGGCGGUAUUCGGGUCGACAUCAGUCAGCUCGACUUCAGUGACCACACUUCCAAUGUGGGCGCUAUCAAGUCUUCAAGUAUCGUCUUCAUCGCCUUUAUUAUUCCGGUCGUUGCAUUACGGAUUUAUUCUAGAAUGAAAUGCGGCCAUCGUAUCUUCGCGGAUGACAUCCUUAUCCUGUGUGCAGCAGCAUUUACAGUGGGUCUAGCUGUGAUGUGCAUCGCAGCAACUAAUUAUGGCCUGGGAGAGCAUAUUUGGCUGAUCCCCAUAGGGAGUGUCUUUGAGACGAUGAAGGGCUGCAUAUUGUAUCUCUUCAUCUGCCAAAUCUUGUACGCCUUCGCCAUCGCUUUUACCAAGCUCUCCAUCAUAGCGUCCUAUCUUCGCUUGUUCCCAGACAAAAUGUUUCGCAUAUGGAUGUACAUACUGUCCUUCUCUAUCGUGGGGUUAUGGUUCACAGGCGUCUUUGUCACAGUCUUUCAGUGCACCCCAGUCCGCGGCGCCUGGGAUUUCACUAUACCGGGCCGCAGAUGCAUCAACUACGUCACAUAUCUGUACGCGAGUUCAGCUGUGAAUGUAGCUACCGACAUUAUACUUUGCCUCUUGCCUUUGCCACACCUCUGGAAACUGCAGCUACCACUUAGGGAACGAGUUGUGCUUUGUGUGUUGCUGGCAGGAGGUGUAAGUGCAUGUGUUGUGGGAAGCGUCCGUAUUGCCUUCCUCGGCCGACUACGUGUCUUGGACACUACGCACGACAGCGUACCAGGCCUGAUCAUGUCAGUCGGAGAAUGCAGUCUAGGAAUCAUCUCCGUCAGCUUCGCAUCCUUUCGUCCACUAGUAAAGCGAUUCCUAUCGACACCGAACUCCACGCCUCAGCCGUCAGUCCCGCUACAAAAACGUAGCAACUAUACCAGCAGUACCAAUACAUUGCCCAAGCUCCUAAGCGGAAAGGGAACGGAGCUUUCGCACAGAUCUUCGUUCACACAACUCACCGACAAGGGUGCGUCCCACGACUACUUCACUGCUCCCGCUGGAAGUCAAGCGAGCGUGGAAGAACGGACUACAGGUUUCGAGGAUAGGGAGUCAUUGGAAACUGAGUGGGAACGAUAUGUUGCUACAUGUUGA